UUUUAAUCUAUGUUCGCACACAUGUUUACCAUGUGGUGGAAUAUGGCGAUGUGCUUAAAUUUGACGUUACCGGGUCGAUGCGGAUAUACGUCUAUUUGAGAAUACGAAAAGACACAAAUUGUCACAACCCAUUUUUUCCCAUCGGAUAUAUAAUUCUAGCAUUUACCCUCAAAUAUCUCAUCAAUAAUUUCAAUUGCGAGAAAUUGAAACGAAAAUAAUGUUUAGCACAGGAAGGAAUUGUUUCAAACAAAUCGUGAGAAGCGCUAAAAGUUUACAUGUACAAAAAUCCAAGGCCCAAAAGAUUAAACACAAAACUUUACCAAUUUUUCAAUAUCCAAUAAGUCAAGAAGGUGAACACAGGGUAUAUGUAUGGGGUCUUGCUCACCAUGGUGCUCUUGGAGAUGCAUCAAUUUUGAGUGAAAAGAAAAUUUCACAUACCAAAAGACCAAAGAGACUGACCUUUGCUGAGAAGAAUAAAGUAGUGGAUAUUGCUUGUGGAUAUGGUUUCACAGUUUAUGCUGUGCAUUCCUCGGACAAAAAUAUUAUUUAUGGUACUGGUAUAAAUACAGAUUCCCAACUUGGUUUCAGUACAACGAAUAACAAAUUUCCUAACAACUUGGUAUUUCUCCCAAGACCAAUAAAUCUACCGCUCCAAGAUGAUAAGACAAAAGUUCUAGGCAUGGCUGCAGGAAGAGCACAUUUGUUAAUACUGACCACAGAAGGCUUGUUCACCUUGGGUAAUAAUUCAUAUGGCCAAUGCGGUAGACCAAUUAUAAUGAGUGAAAAUUAUGAGAAAAGUCUGACUAUCCAUCAUAUACCUAAUAUUAAUGGACGAAAGAUUACUGCAGUGACAGCUGGUCAAGAUCAUAGCAUGCUCUUGACAGAGACAGGUGAGGUAUAUACAUUUGGUUGGGGUGCAGAUGGACAAACAGGCCUAGCACAUUAUCGAAAUGAAUAUCAACCAAGUUUAGUUAAAGGUGACUUGGCAGGACAGCGCAUAAUAAAAGUUGCCUGUGUUGCUGACUGUGUAUUAGCUCUCAGUGACAAAGGAAAAGUAUUUGGAUGGGGUAAUUCAGAAUAUGGACAGUUAUCAACUAAAGACAUCAAUCACCAAAUAAAUAUUGCCACAGAAUUAGAUAUGUUUCAAGAUUUAGGACAUAUCGUAGAUAUUGCAGCAGGUGGAUGUUUCUGCAUGGUCUUAAAUGAUGCUGGUAAUGUCUAUGUUUGGGGAUAUGGUAUACUAGGCUUUGGACCUGAAGUAGAAAAAAUAUCAAAACCAAAACAGAUUCCAUCCACAUUAUUCGGCAAAAAUAUAUAUAAUCGUGAUGUUAAGGUAACAAACAUAAAUUGUGGGAUUAAUCAAUUGGCAGCAUUAACCAACUCAGGAGAUUUAUUUAUGUGGGGAGUUAAUAAGUUUGGAUGUUUGGGAUUAGGACACAUAAAAGAUCAGUUUUUUCCAUUAAGGGUUUCAGUAGGAGCUCAAGUGAAGAAGGUUGCCUGUGGGAUAGAUCAUACAGUGGCUCUGUGUAAACCUUUUAUUUAAAACAUCUUUUGCUUACAACACUUUACAUAUAUAUAUAUAUA
Molecule: messenger RNA, 1584 nt
Organism: Harpegnathos saltator (Jerdon's jumping ant)
Lineage: Eukaryota; Metazoa; Arthropoda; Insecta; Hymenoptera; Formicidae
Product: RCC1-like G exchanging factor-like protein
Exons: 8
Coding region: 218-1543 (441 amino acids)
Biological process (GO): positive regulation of mitochondrial translation
Cellular component (GO): mitochondrial inner membrane
Molecular function (GO): rRNA binding; guanyl-nucleotide exchange factor activity
Source: RefSeq, a predicted model, not a curated record